Molecule: messenger RNA, 912 nt
Organism: Colletotrichum higginsianum IMI 349063
Lineage: Eukaryota; Fungi; Ascomycota; Sordariomycetes; Glomerellales; Glomerellaceae
Product: CFEM domain-containing protein
Exons: 3
Coding region: 1-912 (303 amino acids)
Source: RefSeq, a predicted model, not a curated record
AUGUUUGCCAAGACAAACUUCUUGUUCUUCUACCUCCGCCUCUUCUCAGACGAACGAUUCCGCCGUUUGACAUGGGCUAUAAUAUGGACUUGCAUCCUUUCGGCUAUAUCCUUUCUCGUAGCUACCUCAGUCAAAUGUUGGCCCAUCAGCUACACCUGGACGAAAUGGGAUGGCGAGCAUCAGGGGCACUGCCACGACAUCAACAUUCAAACUUGGGUUCAUGCUAGUGUGAAUAUCAUACUGGACAUUGUGGUGGUUUCCUUGCCAAUCUCCCAGAUUGUGAGACUCAAUUGGCGCUGGAAACAAAAGUUGGGAGCGGGCAUGAUGUUUGCCGUUGCGCUUCUGAUCACCCUUGUCUCGAUUCUGCGCCUGAAGACCAUCAAAUCCUUCAUGAAAACUUCAAACCCUACUUGGGACAUCGUGCCCAUAUCCAACUGGUCCUUCGUCGAGCUGAAUGGGUUCAUCUUUUGCUCUUGCAUGCCUGCCUUUAGGAAUUAUUUUCGUCGAAUCUUCAGGCGCAGAAGAGGGGACUUGCCACUCGGCAAUAGAGGACGACUACGGACUGUUGUGGACAGAACUAUCCAGCCCGGAGGUCAGCUGUACGAGAUUGUUUCAGUUGACGUCGAUCAAGAUGGUGGCUCUGAUCACUCACUACAAGAGCUUAGCCAGAUCGACUUGGGUGUCGGGCAUCUCCCCACUAAUGUUCUAGCCAUGGAGAGUGACCGAGGCGCUUCUCAAACAUCUGCAACGGAACACGCAGAUCACGAUAAAAACUCUGCCGAGAUGGAUCUUACAGACCUCUACCACCUGUCAUCUCUGAUAUUCGAGAGUGUACAGGAGAAUGCUGGGACGCCGCGAAGAAACUACGCAAACAACCAAGAGGCCGAAAAAGAACGGAAAAGUAGAGGAUGA